This is a messenger RNA of Brugia malayi, 507 nucleotides long. RefSeq lists its product as uncharacterized. The record is from RefSeq and is a predicted model, not a curated record. Lineage: Eukaryota; Metazoa; Nematoda; Chromadorea; Rhabditida; Onchocercidae. Bases 1 to 507 code for a protein of 168 amino acids. The transcript is spliced from 3 exons.
AUGGAUAUGAUUGAGGACACUUAUGAUGCCGAAAACGGGAAUCCAUUUCGUGAAAACACUGUAAAAGGUCAACGUGCCAAUUACUGCAAAGAGAAGGGGAGCAGAUUUGCACUCAUUCAGAAGGUUAAAAAGUACCUGAUAUUGUUGAGCAAUGUUUUCAAUGAUGCAUUUGAUAUUGCGAUAUGGCUGAGACUACUCAAAAAUAAAGGAAAUGUUUCUGAUUCUAACGAUGGUUGGCUGAUUGAUUGGCGAGUUGUAGCGGAUGAAAAGAAUGCGAUAAAUUUGGGAGGGAACUUUGAGAAAAGUGAAACGCGAUUCCGAUUGCGGGUGGAGGAUGGAUGGAAGAAAGAAGUCGCCAAAUCAUCAAUUAACGAUCGUAAUGAUGAUGACAGCAUCGAUGGCGAAUUUAAACACGCCAUUCGAGCUCUUCGGUUAAGCGGUCGAACGGAUAGAAUAGUGAACAAUGAACUGAUUUGGCAAACGGGGAACAACAGAGGAACUAAUUGA